Messenger RNA from Cladocopium goreaui, 1493 nucleotides. The record is from the annotation of a GenBank genome assembly. Lineage: Eukaryota; Dinophyceae; Suessiales; Symbiodiniaceae.
GUCACAUCUCCACCGGUCGGGGUUGAUCAUGGCUUGGAAUGAGAGAUGGUUGAUGGUCUGUUUGCAGCUGCUUCUAGCAUUUUUAGCUGAAGCUGGAUCAAAGCAUGGUAAUGCCGAGUUCAAGAAGGUGGCUCUACCGCAUCAUUCCUUUUCGAUUCCGAUAGAAUACACGAAUCUUCUUGGAGACUGGAUGCUCAGCGGAGCCAGCAUUUUCGAGAGGGAGCGAUUGGUGCUGCAUCCUGGUGUCUUGGAACGUCAGGGAUUUGCUUUCAACAAGCGACCCCUGCAGACCAACGACUUCCAGGUCACUGUGGGCCUCCGCACCAGCGGCCCUGCCAAGGUGGAGGAGGUUCCGGAGGACCAAAGCUUUGCCUUUUGGUUUGUUCGGCAGAACAUCUCGGGUGACUUCAACGAGAGUCGCAUGAUCCGCGCGUCUUCUUGGAGACAGGGGUUGACGGAUGAGGGCUACAUGCUUAGCGGGUCAAAGGCACUCUUCGAAGGCAUUGGAGCAGUUUUUUCCACCUCGGACUUCAACAAGAAGCCAAGCACCGCCAUUUCUUUUGUCAGCAAUGAUAAUCACCAAAGCCUUCAGUAUGGCAUAGAUGUACCCAGCAGCAGCGCGAAGGUCAUUGACUUUCGGAACAAAGAAGUGGAGUUCACCUUCCGAGUGCAACCCACGCUGGUGCAGGCAAGUUUGGUGGUGGAUGGCAUCAAGCAUGACUGCUUCUCGGUGGAUCGCAAGAGCUUUCCCGUGAAGGUGGGAGGAUACAUUGGUUUUUCGGCCUGGAGUGGUUCAGGCACGAAACUGCCGGAUAGCGUCUCUUUGACAAAGGUUGAGGUGACCAACUUUGAUGACGAAGCCAUCGGGGAGGACGUGAUUGGAGCGUCCGUGGCGGAGCAAACCCAGUACAGCGAAAUGAUGUCUUCGGAUUCUCGUCACUUUGUGGAUCAAAAAUCCCAGACUGAACAUCUCGUCAAGGUGACCAACAUGCUUUCGUCUCACUUGAAUGAGAACAAGCCAGUGUACGACGUGAUGGCCUUUCAAGUGUCAGGUAUGAUCGAUUCCCUGAACAGGUUGGACCGGGACUGUCGUUUGCUGACGAAAGAGAUGAAAAUCCUGGAGUCGAAAAGGCAUCACGUAAGCAAGGCGCCAAAGAAUCAGAACAACUUGGAGGAGUUGAAGUCCCAUGUCUACGGCCUCCGGCGCCUUCUGGAAAAGGAGGGGAAGGCCCAACUGCACAAGCUCGAGGCUGUCCAGAAAAACCUGAACGAGGUGAAAGAGCAAGCGAGCAAGGCGAGUGGCUCCAGCAUGCUCACCAAGCUCGUGGAUCAGACGCGACUCUUAGAAGAGUCAGUUUUAGCCAGAAGCUCCCAGAUGACAUGGAUGUUGCUGAUUCUGUUGGUGGUCAUCGUUGUCAUUGGCGUCCUGAUGUUCAACAGGAUGCGUUACUACGAGAAGAAGCACUUCAUUUGAGACCUGCUGGGCCUCAAAA